This is a messenger RNA of Hordeum vulgare subsp. vulgare (domesticated barley), 5658 nucleotides long. RefSeq lists its product as uncharacterized. NCBI's taxonomy places the organism in Eukaryota, Viridiplantae, Streptophyta, Magnoliopsida, Poales, Poaceae. The transcript has 6 exons. The record is from RefSeq and is a predicted model, not a curated record. Bases 1 to 5370 code for a protein of 1789 amino acids.
AUGACAGGCCCCGCGCUCCCCAUCAUUGCAUCCACCCAGAUUACAUCCGCCGCGCGCACAUCCUCCUCCAAUACCUCGCUCUCUCUCGGUCCACCUCCAUCAGAGAAGCUCACCAGGACGAACUUCCUGCUUUGGAAAGCCGUCGUGCUACCCCAGAUCAAGGGAGCACAGAUGGAACACUUCCUCGACGCCACAAGCCCGGCGCCUCCUGCCACCAUCGCCAUCACCAAGGAUGGGAAGGAAGAGCAGGUCUUCAACUACGCCAGAUCAAUCUGGUACGCGCAGCAACAGCAGGUACAAGGAUACCUCAUGGGAUCUCUCUCUCUAGAGGUUCUCGCGCAAGUGGCGAUGCUCCAGACGCCGGCCGAGGUAUGGACUUUCAUCCAUGCCAUGUUUGCUGCACAAACACAAGCCCAAAAGAUCUACACAAGGAUGGCCCUCACCAAUCUGCAAAAAGGUAAUCUAACCAUGGCAGAAUACCUUGGAAAGAUCAAAACCCUUACAGAUGAAGUUGCCUGCGCCGGUGCACCGCUCGGAGAUGCCGAGAUCAUCUCUCACGUCAUAGUCGGCCUCGACAUCGACUACAAUCCCGUGAUCUCGGCCUUGGCCGCGCGGGUCGAACCGGUCACGGUUCAAGAGCUCUACAGCCAGCUUCUGAGCUUCGACGCCCGGCUCAGUAUGCUGCAAGGAACCAAUCUGCGCCAAUCCUCUGUCAACGCUGCCCCCCGCGGACGUGGCCGUGGGCGUGGACAGCAAGGGCGCGGACGCGGAAAUGGCGGUGGAGGACGUGUCGGAAACCAGGGCCAGGCUAGCCCUGGUGGUGGUGGUGACCGCGGCGGCGGCGAUCGCGGCGGUGGCUACAACAACGGCUACAACGGCGGCGGCUACAACAACAAUCACCGACCGAGAUGCCAGCUUUGCAAGAAGCCGGGCCACGAAGUCAUUGACUGCUGGCACCGGUAUGAUGAGGACUACACGUCCGAAACACGGCAAGCUGUUGCCGCCACACGGGAACACGGUGGAGCCGAUGGUGAGACGGUUUGGUAUGCCGACUCCGGCGCCACAGAUCAUCUCACGAAUGAGCUAGAGAAGCUGUCCCUCCGGGAGAGGUACCACGGCAACGACCAGAUUCACACCCUACAGGGCAUUAUUUCAUAUACCCAGAUGCAGCCAAGACUCGCACGGAAAUCCAAGCUGAUCCGCGGGCUGCUGCAGCUCCUGCAGGCGUGUGAUCCGAAGUUGACACCCGGCGCAGUCUGCCCGACGCGGAAACCCAGGAGGAUCGUCUUGUGCCAACCGCCCGCAACCGCGUGGCCGACAGCACCCCACGUGCGGGGUCCACCUGCAUCGGCGGAUCCCACACGCCAAUCGCGAGCUCCGCUCCAGGCGCCCCGUGGCCGACAACGCCCCCCCCCCCGUGUGGAGCCCAUCCGCGUCGGCGGAUCCCAGGAGGAUCCUCCCGCGCCAACCGACAGCGCCCCACGUGCGGCGCCCACCCGCGUCAGCGCCGCCUUCGACGGGAUCCCAGGCGCGGCUCCCAUUGGCUCCACCAACAGUGGGCCGCCUUCUGGCACUGUUGGUGAGGGGGCCAGCCCGACCGGCUCGACUGGAUCCUCUGCGGCUGAUUCUUCAGUUGACAGAUCUGCAGCAACUCCAGGUCCUCCUCCUCCUCGUCAUACACUGUCUCGAGCUUGGAGCCUACGACAGCUAGACGUCCAGAACGCGUUCCUUCAUGGUGUUCUUGAGGAAGAAGUGUUCACGCGGCAACCAACAGGGUAUGAAAAAAAGAACACACCACAUCAUGUCUGCAAAUUGGAUAAGGCUUUGUAUGGGUUGAAACAGGCCCCAAGAGCCUGGUAUUCAAGGUUAAAUACACAGUUACAAAAACUUGGGUUCACACCAUCAAAGGCAGAUACCUCCUUAUUCUUCUACAGUAAGAACAGCGUUACUAUAUUUGUUCUUGUUUAUGUUGAUGAUAUAAUUGUUGCCAGCUCAAGUUCAGAUGCUACAACUUGUCUGCUUAAAGAUUUAAAACUAGAGUUUGCUCUUAAAGAUCUAGGAGAUCUUCACUACUUUCUUGGAAUUGAGGUAAAGAAGGUAAAAGAUGCCUACUCUGAUGCAGACUGGGCAGGAUGUGCUGAUGACAGAAGAUCAACAGGUGGCUUUGCUGUAUUUCUGGGAACAAAUCUUGUGUCAUGGAGUGCAAGGAAGCAGGCAACAGUCUCAAGGUCCAGUACCGAGGUUGAAUAUAAGGCUUUAGCAAAUGCAACAACUGAGCGUAUCGCCGGAAUAAAUGUUGAUGCUAGCAGAAAGGAGAUACUCCAAUUUCUUUGGCUGAAGGGGGAUAAAAGGGUCAUCUAUUUUCAUGGUUGGGAUGGACUGGCUGUUGUCCUUAGAUCCAUAGCAGCAGAGCUCCGAUAUAGUAGAACCACUGCAGAACUAUGCUUUGAUAAGAUGAUUCAUAUAGAUUGUUCUGAUUGGAGAAAUAGAAGGGGAUUGCAGAGGGCAAUCGCAGAGGAACUGGAGCUUGAAAGCUCAAUAAUGACGGUCCUGGAUAGGCACGAUGAAGAGGAUGAUUUUAAUGGAGUUGAUGAAAGCUAUAGGAAUGAGAUAACAGGUGUGUCAAGACAGAUCCAAAAUAUUCUGAAAAACAACAGAUUUGUGUUGAUUUUUCAUAAUGGUAGUGACGAUGAGAUUGUUGACCUAACGAACUUUGGUGUUCCUACUUUUACAAGUUUUGGUGACAAUGUGAUGAUAUGGACCUACAAAAGGAGCAUGUUACAAGAAUACGAACUAGAUAAACUACUACACAAACUGAGGUACACUCAUCUUUUGGUUUAUGAUAGGUUGACGUAUCGACAAAGUGAACUGUUGCAUGAACUGCUGUGUAAAGAGGCCGACAUCAUACUUGCUCGCAAUCCAUGCAUCCAGGGAGUCAAUCAAUUAAUGGUUGUCCAUUGUUGUUUGUACAAACUAUUCCUGCAAUGUAGUUAUAACAAGGCUAAUUCUGACUGGGCUGAUGUUGCCUCCAAUUAUUGGAUUUGUGAUGGGAUACUGCAAAAAGACAUAACACUGGAGAUACGUGAUGCAUUGCACCGAGAGAUAAAAUGGGAGUGUGAUGAUAAUGCGCUCACAAAUUUCAAGAAACAUUUCAAGCUUCCUUUCCUCGUAGUUAAAGAAGAAGAUGCGUAUGAAGAAGGACCAUACCGUUGGAUUUCAGUCACAUCAAGGGAUAGGAAAAUUCUUGGUAUGAAAACUUUACCUGCAGACACAUCAUCAUUCUUCUUGGAAUUUCAAAUGUCCGAUCAGCCAACAACGUUACCAAAUGGUUUGUUUGAACAUUCCAGCAACCUUGGUGUACUGACUCUCUGCUGUUGUGCCAUCAGUUUUGCAUCACCUCCUUUCCUAAAAUGCCAUAACCUGAGAUUCCUUGGAUUGGACCAUUGUACAGAUGACAAAACAGGAGAAGGAGAUGAUCAUACAGAGUGGGUUUAUCUGCAUAGCUUGUGGGUGUUAGACUUACGCUACACCAACUGGAAUGAAAUCUUAUCACCAACAAAGAUGGGUCUCAUGGAUAACCUCAUGGAGCUUAGCAUAGAGGGAGUCUGGUGUUGGCAGUUCACAACUUGCUUACAAGGGCGGCUACCAAAUCUUCAAAGGCUCAGGGUAAUCAAGCCUACAUGUGGACCAGAUAUCUCAACAGAGCCAAGCAAUUCCUUCAUGGACAAGACAAAACUAGAAAUACUUGACCUGUCUAGCAAUAGUGAGAUGAAAAUUCUACCAAACAGCCUAUCUAAGGCAAGUAUGCUUCAAGUGCUUAUUCUGGAUGGCUGCAAUGAACUUCAAAAUGUCGUUGUGCCUGAUGGGCUACCUCGCUUGCUGAAGUCCUUCAGCUUUGAUGGAUAUGGCCCAGCUUCCCACCAGCGGGCGCCAAUUGUUGAGCUAACUCCCAAACAUGAACGCCCGUCGACCCCAGCAACUAAGGAGGGUGCCAGUGCCUCGAAGAUUUCCCUCAAAGGUUUCUCUCAGUUGGAGAAUCUAUUUGUGCGAAGUUUGCCCAACCUAGUCGAGCUUGACCUCUCUGGAGCUGCAAUCAAGACACUUGAUUUCCGUACUAUGGUGUUAGAAGUCCCAAUGCUGAAGCAGUUAUUUCUGCUAGGAUGUGAGCACCUUCGGGCGAUAAUUUGGAGCUACCAACAAAUCUUCCGUUUGAACUUGUUGUGCAUAGACACGCGAGCUGGAACUAGCUUUCCUCGGCCGUGCAUUGACCAGAACAAAUCCUUUCGGCUGGAGGUGCAUGCCAUUCUUGUGGAUGGGAGGCUUGCUCGGUCAUUGUUGCGUCCAUUAGGUGAAUAUGCAGCUAAGGAUGUUUAUCUAAAUAUCCACGUCACCUCAACUGUGUAUAGUGGGCAAGUGACAUACAAGGAGAAGAAGAUUGUCAUGUAUGAAGAUCAAGUCAGCCUGCCGCAGCUUGUUCAAGCAGACCGGUACAGUGAUGUUCAAAGCAUGGUUGGUGAUGCCCCAAUGCAGGUCUUCCCUAAGCCUCCGACUAACAAGUUGGAUCGGCAUAUUGAGGUUGAUGAAGGGAGGCAUGCCUUUGACCCUCGAAUGGGAGGAGUGAUGAAAAGUUUUGCGGAAUCCUUGCAUGUUCAUGAUGUCUCAGUCAGUGCUAGUUUGCCUACUGGAUACUGGAACGUUCUCAGGCAGUGCCGCAUGGAGAGGUGCCCCAAGUUGGGUGAAAUCUUCCCGAGGGAUUCAGCUGGAUUUAGGGAGCUGGAGACCUUCUGGGCGUCAGAUCUCCUAAUGGCCCGCUGGAUAUGCAGUAAAUUAGGUUCCCGCAUCAGCGGAGACAUGAAGAAGCCAACCGUCGAGAUCGAGAAAUUAGGUUCGUUCACAAAUCUGCAGCACCUACAGCUGCGCUCUUGCCCCAGGCUCCAGUUCGUGCUCCCUGUGUGGAUCAACUCCUUCCCAAGUUUGGAGACCCUGCACAUCAUCCACUGCGGACAGCUCAGACACGUAUUUGUGCUACACGAAAUGUGGUACCGAAUGGAAAUAUCCACCCAAGGUGUAGCAUUCCCGAAGCUGGCCACCAUCCACCUGCACGACCUGCCAGUGCUGCAGCAGAUAUGCGAGUUCAAGAUGAUGGCACCGGAGCUCAAGACCAUCAAGAUCAGAGGAUGUUGGGGCCUGCGCCGGCUUCUGGUGGUGGGGACCCGUAGCGGAGACAUGAAGAAGCCGACCGUCGAGAUCGAGAAAGACGUCUGGGACGCGCUUGAGUGGGACGGGGAGGUGUGCCCCGACCACUUCGAGGCGCCGCUGCACUCAGGCUACUACAAGAAGAAACUGCCCAGGGUCUCCGUGCUCAGGUGAUCCUUGCGCUGCGCUUCACCGAUGUGGUUCUUCCAUCCUUAAUGGGAGACCAGAUGGACGCCCGAUCCUGCAGGUCCUGCUGCCUGUUGCAUAUGUUUGGUUUGUUGUGUGCUUCCCGGAUUGCUUGAAAGAGAUUUGUUGAUGGUGCCGGUCAUCGAUCCAUCGGCUCCUACUGCUGCUUUGUGUUGUUGUGUCUGUCAGGUGUGAGCUUGUGGUGGCUCGCACCUAGCAUUGUGGCUUUCAAAUAAGAAGCAGCAUGCAUGGUUCUUGGUUGCUCGCACCGACGUG